This is a messenger RNA of Chelmon rostratus (copperband butterflyfish), 4526 nucleotides long. RefSeq names its product spindlin b (gene spinb). Lineage: Eukaryota; Metazoa; Chordata; Actinopteri; Chaetodontiformes; Chaetodontidae. The record is from RefSeq and is a predicted model, not a curated record. Gene Ontology annotation, biological process: gamete generation.
AUCGCAGUUAACUUGACGGCGCCGCGGAGAACUAAACGGAGGCAGAGCGGAUCAAUUUGGAGCCACGGCGGUUGAUCGGGAUUAUGUGGCGACACUGAUUGCUGCAUCGGCUCGUCAGCGUCCUCAUCAAGUCCAUCAGCUGUGACGUCACCUCAGGGUCCAGGUGUUAGUCUGUACCGGCCUGUAUGCAGCCUGUCUGGGGCCCGGCCUAAUUCCUGGUGCUCCUACUUUCCCUCCUCCUCCCUCCUUUCCCUACCCUCCUACCCUCCUCCCCUGCCCCCUCCCUCCAUCCUCACCCUUCCCAACCCCCCACCCCCCCCCCACACACACACACACACACACACACGCGCCGACUACCAGCGUUUAGCCCGGACCAACGGCCUGGCUGGCUGCCCCCCUACAGGUGGAUGAAUGAAGACCCCAUUCAAGAGCCCAGCGCCCCGCGGCCCCGAGCAGACGGAGGACAUUCAGGCGUGUCUGCAAACAUGAUGAAGAAAAAGAACUCGCACAAGAAACAGAGGGCCAGCGUCGGCCCCAGUAAGACUCUGGCUCAGCCCAGAAGGAACAUAGUGGGCUGCCGGAUCCAGCACAUCUGGAAGGAAGGCAGUAAGUCGUCCCAGUGGAAGGGGACGGUCCUGGACCAGGUCCCUGUUAACCCCUCUCUCUACCUGAUCAAGUACGACGGCUUCGACUGCAUCUAUGGCCUGGAGCUGUACAGCGACGAGCGGGUGGUGGGACUGGAGGUCCUGCCCGACAGAGUGGCUCCGGCCCGCGUGAGCGACUCGCUGCUGGCGGAGACGAUGAUUGGGAAAGCAGUGGAGCACAUGUUUGAGACGGAGGACGGGCCGAAGGAGGAGUGGAGGGGGAUGGUGCUGGCCCGAGCCCCCAUCAUGACCUCCUGGUUCUACAUCACCUACGAGAAAGACCCGGUGCUUUACAUGUACCAGCUGCUGGACGACUACAAGGAGGGAGACCUGCGCAUCAUGCCCGACUCCAACGACAGCGUGGCGGCGGAGCGGGAGCCCGGCGAGGUGGUCGACAGUCUGGUGGGCAAACAGGUGGAGUACGCCAAAGAGGACGGCGGGAAGCGGUCGGGGAUGGUCAUCCACCAGGUGGAGGCCAAGCCCUCCGUUUACUUCAUCAAGUUCGACGACGACUUCCACAUCUACGUCUACGACCUGGUCAAGACCUCCUAAGGCCAGAAAACCCGGUCUGGGAUCCCCAAAAAAGACUUACCGAGACCUGCCUAGACCCACCGACCCCCCACCACCACCACCACCCAAUGAAGAGACGCUACAGCUUUGGUUUUAAUCAUCCUGAUCCUGAUCCUGAUCCAGAAUCUACGGAGACGCCCGAGACAGAUGAUCCGUUCUUUACUUGUUUUAUGAAACGCCUUAAAAAAAACGCCCUGAGGUCAUUUAUCAUUCAUCGUUUGUUUAGACCCGAUCAGGAUGCUUCCUGCUGAAAGAGAAACCUAGUUCCAGAGCCCCAGAGGAGACCAGGGAGCCAGCGUUGUUUGGAUUAACUGUAAUCUUGACUAAAAUCACACAAAAAAAAUGGUUUUGUUUGAAAAGUUGACUUUUUGAGCCUGAGACGUCUGCGAGGACACGAUCCUGAGACGCUCCAGACCAGACAAAAAGGUCUUCGGACCCAAAUACCAUCAGGUCUGGAUCCUUUCAAGAAACCAGACCCCCUCCACCCUUUCCUGAAACCCUGUCAGACCGUUUGAGACCUCUGCAGUCGGGAGGGGGUGGCAGGUCUGAGUCUGCCGGGGUUAAUGAAGGGACGGGACUUCGGGCCCCUUUAGAUGAAGUGAAAGGUAUAGGUGGACGCAGCUCACGUCCAAUCACGGAGGAUUUUACCGACCCCGCCUCCUGCAGGUCACCUGUUGACCAACGAGGACGCUGGGUGGGGGAAAGAACCAGAGGACGCAGAUUCUGUCAGUGUUGGUCUUUUUGUUGAUUCCUUAUUACCCAGAAUGCCUUUAGGUUCUACAUCAGACAGUCAGAGGGGCUCAGCCUUCACAUCACCUGUUAGCAUUGUUAGCUGCCCCGCUAGCUGCUCGUCACAGGGUCGCCGCACAGAUUGGGUUAGAGUAAGAAUGCUAACGAGCUGCUCUGACCAGAAAACGUUUGCGCUUUGUGUGAACUCAGCUGUUUGAACAGCUUCUGGAUCAGCUUCAGUUCCUGAAUAUCCACAUGAAGGUUUGAUGUUUCAGAUUUGUGCCAAAAAGAUUUUCAUCAAAGUGUUGUCGACCCUGAUGACGAGGAGGAUGACGACGGCGCCGCCGCCUCCUCUAACGACGCGUGUUCACCUCAUCUGACGCCGUCUGUCCGGGACGAGGCGCUUCAGCUCCUUUAUUUAACGUUUCAGUCAAAGGUUUGGAACGUGUGUUUUACUGCACGUCCCUCUGUUAGCUGAGCAGCAGUGGACGGCGUCUGUCCACACGAGGACGUCCAGGACGUGUCCAUGUGCUGCUUCUGCAGGUUGAAUAAUGCCGGGGGUGUCGGCUUUACGUCAGAGCACGACGGCGUCUCUGUCGUCUCAUCGGGACGACGAGAUUCCCAAAAGCCUGAAUGUUCCUUUAAAGUCUUCCUCAGACAGCCGACCUGAUAUUGAUCCAAUCAGUCCUGAGUUUAAAAAAAGAUGUCGGCACAACAAAUCAGCCAACUGACCAAGGUCUGAUGUUUUCUGAUUGGCUGGACUCCCCCGGCGUGGGCUGGUCCAGGUGCACAGGUGGUUUGUUGUGGACCAAACCUGCUGGCUGGGUUCAACUGAACCAGCGUCUCCGGUUGGAAGUUGAUUUAUGGUUUCUGUGAUUUCAUAGCAAUCUCUUCUUCUUCUUCUUCUUCUUCUUCUUCUUCUUCUUCUUCUUCUUCUUCUUCUUCUUCUUCUUCUUCUUCUUCUUCUUCUUCUUCUUCUUCCACGCUGUACAGUUUCUUCUUCGUCUCUCUCUCUAUCAGCUGGCUCGUACUGAGCCUUGUUUUCUUUGUUCUGUUCUUUGGUUUGAUUCCACCUUGUCGUUCUGUUCUGUGUGCCUCGGCUGGAGGCCACCGCCUGCGGCUCCGCCCCCUGCAGGAUUAUUUCUGAAGGAUGAAUCUCUGCUUUUCUUUGUGGAAGGAACACUUUGAGGCUCUGGGCAGGUGUUUGCAGCUUCCUGUCCCUACAGUUGGCGCUCAGUCUGAAGGUUCUCUCUCAUCCACAUCGUCCUGCGCUCGUAUCUUCGUGAGCAGCCAUGUUGCCUGAAGGGCCUGGAGGUCUCAGACUGAGCGUGUUGGAGCAGUUUGUUCAGUCCUGAAUGGAUCUUCUCGCCUCUUUGAUACUGAGGAACGUUCUGACUGUAGAACACAGACUCUGGAACGGAACCAGAACGUUCUACCUGUGCCGGAACACACCUGGUGUGGACGUUAGCAUCACCGUAGUACGAGUUUUAUCCAGAUGAGGUCCCGUGUUGUGGUUCUCCAGUCGAGCGUUUAAACUGCUCUGGGAUCUGUUCGGUUCAGCAGCUUCAGGUGAGCUCUGGUUGGACAGGUGCGGAGUGACUUGUGGUGUUUAUGACUCUGACGUCCAGGUGUGUCCUGCAGGUAGCGACAUGCUCAGCUCCGGAGGAAACAGUCUGACUUCAUGACUUUAAUGUGUAAUUUGGUCUUUUGUUGUAAAAUCUUUCCUAUUAAAACAUUCGAGAGCAGCUGAUGUUUCCGUGUUCAGGUAGAAGCGCGUCUCGAUUGGGCUCACCUGGUCUGUCCGGAGGUUCGGUUCCAGAAGACUUUUGAUUGGCUCUUCUGUCUCUGGUCACCUGGACCAUCGAGCCGCCGCCAGAGGAAUCAGCUGUUUCAGCUCUACUGUAUGCUUGGGGCAUCACCCACAAUGCACCUGGCCUCAGGCUGAUAGACCGUGGGACGUUUAGCCCGCAGUGAGACUCCUGGGUGGUGGGGGGCCAGAACUGUGUCUGGGUGGGUCUUCAGCCUCCAUGAUGUGGACAUCAGUAGUCGCCUGUUCAGGAGCCGACACGCCGUUCGUAUUUUACAGAAGUGUGUGUGUGUGUGAGAGAGAGAGAGAGUGGGUGUGUGCGUGUGCGUGCGUGCGUGUGUGUGUGUGUGCGUGCGUGCGUGCGUGCGUGUGUGUGUGUGUGUGUGUUGUUUUUGCAUGCCUCUAUAGCUCAGUGUAAAUCGAUGUGAGUUGCAUGUCUGUGUAGUUUCAGUUGUUCGGCUGACUUCCGUCUCUUGUGGCUUUUCGGUGCCUUUCGUUUUCUUUCUCUUCUUUUCUUCCUGUUUGUUUUGUAUCGUGUGUCUCCGGCUGCUGUUUUUGGGGUUGUUGAGCAAAAAAAAUAGAAAAAUGAAAGAUUAUCCUCCUGCAAGCAGAAGUGACAGCAGUUACUGUCAUGUGACCACGGAGGUGACGACGGGCGUGAAUUCUGCUUCCGGGUGGAUCGUCCCUUUAAAGAGUGCCAACUACAGAUGUCAGUGUUGUACAGCAGUGAACAGCUCACACUAUUUACUAAAAUAAACCAUUUCUCUGUUUUUUCA